CCUCCAGUCUAGUCUCCUCCUAUACACAUAUACACAAAAAUAAUAAAAUCCAUAAAUUCCUUUCAAUUCAAUGAAAAAAAAAACAUAGCCCAAAUAUCCAAAAUAAAAACACAAUCUUUCCCUCAGUCUCCCCAUUUUCCUCUUCUCCACUUUCUCUCUUCAACACUAUCAACAACAGCCUCUGCUGAAUAUUAUGAAGUAAAUGAAAACAAAACUAAAUUUCUUCUUCUCAGAAGAAGAUAAUGUCUCAACAUUAUCAAGAACAACAAAAGAUCCCAUUUUUAUUGUAUUCUCUUUAUUGUGAAGAAGAAAAAGAAACUUGGGAAGAAGAAGAUAUUUUCACUGAAGAAGAAGUAGAAACGCUGAGUUCUCCACAUGACUUGUUAUGGGAGGAAGGAGAACUUAUCUCUCUGUUUUCUAAAGAAACAGAGAGUAAAAUAAGCUACAAUGUGUUAGAAAAAAACCAAUCUUUUAUUUCAUCAAGAAGAGAAUCAGUUGAAUGGAUACUCAAAACCACUGCUUUCUACUCUUUCUCUGCUCAAACUGCAUUUCUAGCAGUCAAUUACUUUGAUAGAUUUCUCUUAAUUAGCUUUAAUCAGUCUCAGAAUCAGAAUCAUAAGCCAUGGAUGAAUCAACUUGUUGCUGUGGCUUGUCUUUCAUUAGCUUCCAAAGUUGAAGAAACUGAUGUUCCUUUGCUUCUUGACCUCCAAGUUGAGGAAUCAAGAUUUGUGUUUGAAUCCAAAACAGUUCAGAGAAUGGAGAUGUUGGUUCUGUCUACACUAAAAUGGAAGAUGAAUCCAGUGACCCCAUUUUCAUUUCUUGAUUUUAUAACUAGGAGGCUUGAAUUGAAGUACUGUCUAUCAUUGGAAUUUUUGAGGAGAUGUGAGAAGGUGCUUCUCUAUGCAAUUACUGAUGGUAGAUUCAUUGGUUACCUUCCUUCUGCAAUGGCUUCUGCCACAAUGUUGCAUGUUCUUGAUAGGCUACAGCCCUGCAUUGGAAAGAAGUACCAAGAUCAACUUUUGGGCAUCCUUGGAAUUGUCAAGGACAACGUGGAAGAAUGUUACAGGCUAAUACAAGAGGUGGCUUGCAACAUUGACUUUCAUCAUUCAUAUAAAAGAAAGUUUGGGACAUUGCCAGGGAGUCCAACAGGGGUAAUGGAUGUGUCAUUUAGCUCAGAUUACUCCAAUGAUUCAUGGUCAGUGGCUACAUCAGUUACUUCUUCACCAAAGCCAUUGUCCAAGAAGACUAGGAGGGAGUCAAGAGAAUAAACAAUUUCAACUCUAAAAUGUCUUUUAAAUAUUUCCUUAAUAGACUAGUUAUUACAUAUGUAUAAUGUCUAAUAACAGUGCUCUUCUUGUCUCACCUAAGUAUUUUAAUUCAGUUCUUGUUUAUUCA
Messenger RNA from Solanum dulcamara, 1395 nucleotides. Its product is annotated as cyclin-D3-3-like. Gene Ontology annotation, cellular component: nucleus; cytoplasm; cyclin-dependent protein kinase holoenzyme complex. The coding region runs from base 243 to 1268 and encodes 341 amino acids. Gene Ontology annotation, biological process: mitotic cell cycle phase transition; regulation of cyclin-dependent protein serine/threonine kinase activity. Lineage: Eukaryota; Viridiplantae; Streptophyta; Magnoliopsida; Solanales; Solanaceae. Gene Ontology annotation, molecular function: cyclin-dependent protein serine/threonine kinase regulator activity. The transcript has 4 exons. The record is from RefSeq and is a predicted model, not a curated record.